AUGAUGAAUGCCAAGAGCAUGGAGUCAGCUGGCGGUAAGCGGAUCAAGUCUGCAGCCGAAGCUGCUUUGAACAGGGGGCGGCGCCAGGCUGGACAAAUCCCACGGAACCCCCCACACCCGACCCAAUGCAACUCAGAAGAAGCCCGAGAUGCGGGCGGACAGCUCACGCUUGUGGCUCAAGCUGGUCGGUUCCUGACCAACUUUAUGAGUGGCGAUUGCGCACUCUACAGCAUCGACGAAGAGGGCUCCAGCAGCUCUGUGUUUUUGAUGACCGCGUGGAAUCACAACGCUGCGAGGCCAAAGCCUCUGGGGCGACCCACCGAGAGCAACGCCUUGCUCGAGACGGUAUACUGGGACACGCUGGGGAACCCGAGCUGCACGUGCGAUCGUGGCCGCUUGAGCUUUGGUGCAGCUUGCGUUCACAAACUGGUAUUGGAAGCGCUCCAGGAACGUCGGCAAUCAAGCCACCGGUCAUUUCAGAAGGGGCAACGGGUGGUGGAGGCGCCGUGCAGUGGCGUGGGGCAGAGAGUGCUCGGGGUGUACUGGAACGCGG
This is a messenger RNA of Klebsormidium nitens, 553 nucleotides long. Lineage: Eukaryota; Viridiplantae; Streptophyta; Klebsormidiophyceae; Klebsormidiales; Klebsormidiaceae. The record is from the annotation of a GenBank genome assembly.